UAGGCGGGUCAACACUUCCCUGCCCCGACCCACCCCAUUUCCAUAUUCCUACCGUGCCUCGAAUUUUCCACCCUUCUCAAAGAAAGAGCAAUUAGUCCCCGUGGCAAGAAAAGUAGAACAAGUAGGAAAUGGAAGGAGCUAAAAAAGAAAUUCCGAUGAUCGAAAAAUGGCUGAAUCAACACCAUCAGCUAUAUACCGCUGCCACAAGACACCCAUUUACUCUGAGCAUCCGUGAUGGAUCUGUUGAACUCUCUGCCUUCAAAAGAUGGCUGGGCCAAGAUUAUAUAUUCGUUAGAGCCUUUGUCCCUUUCGUAGCAAGUUUACUGGUGAAAGCUUGGAAGGAAUCGGACGAUGAUUCAGACAUAGAGGUUAUCCUAGGCGGUGUCGCCGCACUGAAUGAUGAGAUAUCAUGGUUCAAGAGAGAAGCGUCUAAGUGGAGUGUUUCACUGUCCAGUAUCGUUCCUCAAAAGGCCAACCUGGAAUAUUGCAGAUUUUUGGAAAGCCUAAUGAGCCCUCAAGUAGAAUAUACUGUUGCCGUUACAGCUUUUUGGGCAAUUGAAACUGUCUAUCAAGAAAGUUAUGCGCAUUGUUUAGCAGAUGGCUCAAAAACUUCAGAAGAACUAAAAGAGACUUGUCAAAGAUGGGGCAAUGAUGAUUUUGGUCGGUAUUGUCGGUCUCUUCAAGAUAUAGCUAAUCGUAGUCUUGAGAAGUCACCUGAAGAUAUCAUCUCAAAAGCUGAGGCAAUUGUUAUACGUGUACUAGAGUAUGAAGUUGAGUUUUGGAACAUGAGUCGCGGGGAAAAUUGAGUACCUCUUGACUGACCGUGAGUCGUUAGGUAAACUGAGUUCCAGUGGUUUAGAAGUCUAUUCCAUCUAUAAACUAGGACGAUAUGUUGUACUCUAUAUAGAAAACAUGCUAACAACUUAUAGCAAACAAUUGUACUUUGGCAUGUUUUUGGCCUCACUAGGAUCACUCUUGGAAGUGUGUUUUUCAUGCAUUUAUGUGAA
Molecule: messenger RNA, 1007 nt
Organism: Nicotiana attenuata
Lineage: Eukaryota; Viridiplantae; Streptophyta; Magnoliopsida; Solanales; Solanaceae
Product: probable bifunctional TENA-E protein
Exons: 3
Coding region: 129-806 (225 amino acids)
Cellular component (GO): cytosol
Source: RefSeq, a predicted model, not a curated record